AACAAAACGGCAGAAAACGCGCAGGACACAAAGCGCGCGGCUCCGCGCCGUCUGAGCAACUUAGGCCAUGCACUGCGCGUCCACGCCAACCAGCAGCAGCGUACAGGUUAAAUCUUUCUUUUUUCGUCUCACUUUCGGUUCUCCUCCCGACCGACCGCGUUUAUAAGGGCUGGCACCCACCAGCACGUUCCCUUUAGCCGAUAGGCAGAAGGCAGACAGUACGACGGCGCGGAAAGUGAUUCGGCGCGUGCACAAGUGGCGAUCAUGGCAGACUACACGGGAAGCACUCUGCGCUUGGGCACGAUGAUGUUCUUGGCCACGGUUGUGUCCUGGACGUCGGCGGACCCUGCCUGCUUUCAAAUAGACGGCCACAAGUACCGGCGGCUAAUCUGCCGAGAGUUCGAGUCUCCCGAUGACUUCAAGAAGCACGUGCCACGAAGCGAAUCUUCCAAGGAUACCUGGUUCCUCCUCAUCGACAGCGCCUUGGACCGCCUGCCUCCAGCCGCCUUCGCGAGUCUCAACGUUUCGGAGCUGAUCCUCAGCAACGUCACCCUGAGCUCGCUGGACGGGCCGGAAGGUGGCGAGGGACCGUUUUCGGGCCUCGAGCAAUCACUAAAGAAGAUGGUCUUUCGGAGAGACAGCACGCUGCCCUCUUCGUGGUCGCAGCUGGGCAAGAUGGCCGCCCUGCAGGAACUGCACCUCCAGCGUUACGUGAACCUGAACCUGACGCGCGACUUCGGCAAGCUUCCGCCCGGCCUCAAGCUCGUGUUCGUGUUCGACUCUAUCCUGAACAACGUGGACGACGACUGGCUCGCGGAUCUGAACGACUUGGAGACGGUCAUCGUCCGCGUCACCAACCUGCCGGUCUUCGUUCGCUCCAUGCUCCCAAGGCCUGCGCCCAAGCUGAGGACACUGGACCUGGCCGAGAACAACCUUCGCGCAUUUCCGCGAGGGAUCGGCGACGAUCUUCCGGCACUGCAGUUCGUCAACCUCGAGGACAACCGAAUCACGACGCUCGACGAAAAGGACGUCGCACCUCUGCACAGGGACUCCGUGAUCGUUCGACUCAUCGGCAACCCGAUCCACUGCGACUGCCGGCUGUGGUUCCUUCUGGACUACACGGACAGAUGGCACUACUUCCUGUGCCGGUCACCCGAGAUCCACCAGGGACGUUACAUCAAGAUGCUGUCGGAACCGGAGCUGCCCUGCGAAUACGAGACGCGCCCCGUGCUAGCAGACGGCGUCGCUGUCGUCCCCGUGCCUUCUGCCGCGCCUGCGGCUGACGCUUCGCCGCCUGCCACUCAAGCCACGUCUUCGGAGAGUCCCUCCUCUUCCUCCUCAGCGCGAUAAAAGGAGUUGCUGCGAGUAUAAAUGUACCAAACGUCUGAGAUAUUACGUGUCUUUUCGUGCUGACGACAACAACACGCAUCCUCACGAAGGGUGCAGCGAAAAUAAAAAAAAAAGGAAGAAAAGAAAGAAAAUGGGUGGGAAGGGUGUGGGAGGAGUGUAGCAGCUGUAGAUUGGCGUCGAACCACAAUAAAUCGGUCCAGGGUUCGUAUCCUUGAUGAGUUUACUCGGCCUUAUGCCCAUCCCUUCAUCAUAAUCCCAUCAGUCGGCCAGAGAAUAGGGAUCAUUAAUUCCCAAAGAUGUGAGUAAUUAGAAAGACGGAGAGCAAGACUGAAGUAGCAGCCCUGACUUAGAUCUGGCUAACUAACCCGUACUCGAAGAAAGGGAUGAAGAAAUUUAAUGACGAUAGAUGGGUGGGUCUGAGAUGAGCCAAAUGUAACUAAAAUAAAAGCACAAACUAACAAUUUCUUUACUAAGGCUUCAAAAGGCUGUAGUGCGAUCUUUGAAAGUUCGGCUGCUUUUAUUCUCGAUUUUUUUCAUAAAGCGAGUCUCAACAAUGAUGAAUAUUUGGCAGACAUGGACUACUACUGCACACUCACUAAGCCCUAUUACUUUAUUCAGACUGCGCUUUCUCGGGCAGCUUUGAAACCUACAUCUACUACUGCCACGGUCAUUCGUUAUACUUAAUAAAGUUUCGUCAUACGGUGACGCUACACAUUUGUCCGAAACUGUUCACUGUUGUGGCAACACAGUUCAGUCACACUGCAUGCAUUCGCAAUGCGAAACUACUCAUGAGGUCUGCGGUAAGCAAGUCGAAACUCAAGUCCUCUCUACGCAGUCAGAUUUUGUUAAAAACGCGUUAAAAAAUUUAUGCUAAGCAAAUGCGGCAAGCGGCCACAACAUUAAAAAAAAAAAACAAGACGAGGCGUCACGUGCUGGUAAGCGGCCAAUUAACAAGAACAAACGAAGAAAAAAAUAAAUAAGUAAAACCUGAUUGGGAUGUGCCCUGGAUCGCAAGCGAUCAGACUUAAGAAAAGUUCGUGCGAAGCUAGAUUUACCUGAAAACUUCGAUCGUUGGUUGACGAACGAUAAACCUGCACAGACAUUGCUGCAGUUCAUGCA
Molecule: messenger RNA, 2469 nt
Organism: Dermacentor andersoni
Lineage: Eukaryota; Metazoa; Arthropoda; Arachnida; Ixodida; Ixodidae
Molecular function (GO): protein binding
Source: RefSeq, a predicted model, not a curated record